Molecule: messenger RNA, 4430 nt
Organism: Bacillus rossius redtenbacheri
Lineage: Eukaryota; Metazoa; Arthropoda; Insecta; Phasmatodea; Bacillidae
Gene: Nsun2
Product: tRNA (cytosine(34)-C(5))-methyltransferase
Exons: 15
Coding region: 137-2275 (712 amino acids)
Biological process (GO): tRNA methylation
Cellular component (GO): nucleus; cytoplasm
Molecular function (GO): tRNA (cytidine-N5)-methyltransferase activity; tRNA binding
Source: RefSeq, a predicted model, not a curated record
AUAUCCCUUUUCUAUGACUUUGCGUCGUGCGUGUUUGGUUGCUUUGAAGUUAUUGUUUAUAAAACAUAUUUGUUUAAUUUAAACAAUUGAUCGAUUUUCGUCUUCUUUUCGUUUUAUCAGAAGUCUUUUCACAUCAAUGGGUAAAAGCUCCCGUGCUAAAAAUAACGAUAAAAUGAAUUUUGCUCAGAAGAGGCGUGCUAGAGAGAAUAAAUGGAAUGAAGAUGCUCCGAGGCGACAGCCGUACAGUGAUAUUGUAAGAGAAAAUCCUGACUUCAGCAAAUACUACAAGAUGCAGAACAUCGUCCCGGAGGGCGAGUGGGACGCGUUCCUCGCGGCGCUGCAGGAGAACUUGCCGACGGCGUUCCGCAUCACGGGCUCCAAGGCCGAGGCGAGCAUGCUGCUGGCCAUCGUGAGGGGCCAGCUGUUCUCGGAGCUGCUGAACCCGGCCGCCGGCGGGCCGCUAGCCGCGGUGCAGCUGCCCGUCUGCAUUCCCUGGUACCCGGACAACCUGGCGUGGCAGCUGACGCUCAGCCGCAAGGACAUCCGGCGCUCCGAGUCCUACUCCCGCCUCCACAACUUCCUGAUCACGGAGACCAACUGCGGGGGCAUCAGCCGGCAGGAGGUUGUGAGCAUGAUUCCACCCAUAGUGUUGGACGUGAGGCCCCACCACAAGGUGCUGGACAUGUGUGCCGCGCCCGGCUCCAAGACGGUGCAGCUGAUAGAGAUGCUGCACGCAGAGGAAGCCGUGCCAGCGGGGGUCGUGGUGGCCAACGACGUGGACAACAGCCGCUGCUACAUGCUGGUGCACCAGGCCAAGCGCCUCAACUCCCCCUGCCUGCUCGUCACCAACCACGACUCCUCCGUCAUGCCCAACAUCACCGUCACGGGAGAAGGUGGCGAGAAGACGAUGCUGAAGUUUGAUAGAGUUCUGGCCGAUGUUCCUUGCUCGGGCGAUGGAACUCUCAGGAAGAACCCGGACAUCUGGAUGAAGUGGAACUCUGCCAAUGGCAACAAUUUGCACGGGAUCCAGUACCGCAUAGCGAAGCGAGGCGCGGAACUGCUGACUGUGGGGGGCAGACUGGUAUACUCUACCUGCUCCCUCAACCCCAUAGAAGACGAGGCAGUGAUGCACAGGCUGUUGGUCGAGACACAAGGUGCGCUGCAGCUGGCCGACGUGACCGCCCGGCUCCCGGGGCUGAAGUUCAGGCGAGGCGUGUCCCACUGGAGCCCCACGUCCCGCGACCUGGUGGGCUACGAGAAGUACGAGGACGUGCCCGAGAAGUGGACCACGCUGGUCCGGCCCUCCAUGUUCCCUCCGGCGCCGCAAGACGCACACAAGUUCUGUCUGGACCGCUGUAUCCGCAUCCUGCCGCACCACCAGGACUCGGGAGGGUUCUUCAUCGCGGUGCUGGAGAAGCUGCGGCCCCUGCCGUGGGAGUCUGCCGGCAGGCCGGAACCCGCGGGUGCCCCGGAGGACAGUGCUGCCAACCCCCCCGGCGACAGUGCGCCUCGGGAGCCGCAGAGGAAGCGCAGGCGCGUGCAGACGUACAAGGAGGAUCCCUUCCUGUUCCUGGACAAGGAUGAGCCGAUCUGGCCGUCCAUCAGGGAGUUUUAUGAUUUGAGUUCUGAGCUGCAGCCAUCCCAGUUCCUCACGAGGUGCAGGGAAGGAAAGAAGAAGAACAUUUAUUUGACGUCGCCCAGCGUAAGGGACAUAAUCGUGAACAACGAGGAUAAAAUAAAGAUAAUCAACACUGGAGUGAAGACGUUUGCCCGGAGCGACAAUAAAGGCACAACUUGCAAUUUCAGGCUGGCCAAUGAGGGCAUUCACUCCAUCUUCCCGUACGUGGGCUCCAAGCGGAAGGUGCGGGUCGGGCGGAAGGACAUGAUAACCCUCCUGGACAUGAACAGCCCUGCCUUCCCGCCGCACUUCGACCUGCUCAGCGAAGAGGCUCGGCAGCAGUUCCAGAACAUAGAGCAGGGCAGCUGCGUGCUGGUGUGUGAGGACCGCCCGCCGGAGGACCAGCCCGACUACCCCCCCCUCUCCCUGGUCACGGCCGGCUGGAGGGGGGCCACCUCGGCCCGGGCCUACGUCUCCAGCCCCGACUGCGUGCGCUACCUGCGCCUGUGCGGCGCCGAUGUGUCAGACUACGAGGUGAAGAAGGCCUUCAAAGACAAGUCGGCGAGCGAAGGGGGCAGCAGGGACGCGGAGGCGAUGCGGAUGGAGGUGGAUGGCUUGGUCUGUGCCCCAGGGGCCGGUGAUGGGGUGCCACCGUAAAGUGGGUAGCAAACACCAUCCUCGUCACAAUGACUGGUUAAGGGUCGGGAACGCAAGUACUCACAGGUUAGUAUACUUCACAUUUUGCAAAUGAAUGAAGUUUAGGGUGCAUAAAUUUUGUUUCAGAGGUUUAUGAGUCGCUAGGAUCUUGUAUUCAGAGAUUGAGGACUUAGCUUCGUGUUACGGUACCACCACUGUGGACGUCUCGGUUACUGGCCGUAGGUUUAUCUGUUGAUUGGCGAGGCACUGAGCAACAUCUGUCAAGUAGCGCUACGGCUGUCGGAUAUCACUGCUGGUUCAGGUGGUCGUGGUAUUUCAUGCUCCAGCGCCGCCCCAGUCUCCUAUAAUCCCUACAGUUUUCACUCUUAAAGCCAAACCACCAUUCAAAUAGUGAACCAAAUUAGUGCACACUAACCGGAAACCCAACUUCAAGACACCUGUAAUUGUCCAUGCUGUGCUAAAUACCAACCCUGAACUUCAUUUAGCAGUGGAUGGACACCCAAACAUGUCUUAUUCAAGGUGAUACCAUCGUAUCUCAGAAAACCUGCUAUUCCACCUACUGGAAGCAGAGUAUUGGCCUCUCAAUGAUUAGUCACUGAGCAGACAAUUAGUCACGACUGUUGUCUUUAGUACCUUAAUACAGAGACUCAAAUUAAAUAUGUUGAGGCAGCAAUCUCUGAUUAUUAUCUCUCUUGCACCUUCACAUCAUGAGCACUGUAUAUUUUGUGUUCCUACAUCUUAACUACAAUCUUUCAUAUUUCUCUCCACAUUCUAAUUUUUUUUUAGAGCUGAGCCAAUAUACUUGUUCUGAUGUACCAAAACAGGCUGAUGAUGUCAGUAUCGUAAAUUUUGAUGCGAAUUUGAGAUGGACCAUAAUUGCCACGUUUAGCGGUCUGAACAGUAAGUUCCUAGUUUUAUUACAUAAUGAGUAAAUGAGAAUUACUUUAAUAAUGACUUGUAAAUAUUUUAUGAUGAAAAUAAUAAUACAAACGUGUGUGCAUAAAUACAGCAGUACUAUCCUGACCCCAGAACCAUAUUUUUCAUAUUGUUCAACUUUUUCUAGAUUGAAAAUACUUCUUUUAUUGAAAUAUUAAUAUACUAAUGACGAAAAGGACACUUGUUUAUGUAGGAUGUCUCUUUGUGGCCAAAGUAGUUGCACUUCAUAAAUUUUAACAAGCUCUUGCUAACUUCUUACAGUAUAAAGAAUGAGUUUAUUGUUCAAGUGAACAGUUAUUUCAAGUUCAUUACUUUGUGCAGCCGUGUACAUAAGCCCCAACGGGAGAGGGUGGUGCCGUGAUGAAGCGAGUGCUAGGCCUCUAUGCAUCUUCACCUGACAAGUAGGGACACGAUUAUAUGGCAAAUUGCGAUAUAACAUAAAUAACACCGUAAAGCAUACCAAUGCAACAGACAACACCAAAAUGCAAGUUAAUUCAUCAUUUAGCACCAAAAUAUAACUAAACAAUGAAAUAAAUCUUUUUUCAUGGUAAAGCAUUGAAUAUAAUUUAAUAAGGAUAUUUUUUGUACCAGAAUAUGUGACCUUAAUGGAGUGGAAAAAAUGAAUAUAUUGUUUAAUCUUACAUCUUGUAAAACUAUUUUUUUUUUAUCCAUUAAUGAUGGCACGUGUUUCAAGCACACAAAAAAUUGCUAAUUUAUUUUUACUUUUCUGUUGUAACCAGCUUUUUGCAUAUAGCUCCAGGCAUGCACACAAAAACUCACCAAAGUUUCAUCACAAUCGUAUGAAUGGUUUAGGGAUGCAUAUGGGACAAACACACACACACAUUUAUGUAUAUGCAUUAUUAAAAAUUCAUUAAAUUAUUUAUAACUUGAGUUUUAUGCUGUAUGCAUAAUUAAUAACCUACAAACUAAAAUUAUUUGAUUUUGUGAAAGAUACAAUACAUUAUGUAGCUAAAAUAUUUGUUCUGAACCAUAUUAGAAACUACAUCGACCGGUAGGUUUUCUGUGUUUGAAUACUAGCUUGUGAGCACCUUGUUCCUGUCAUUUAAUCAUUGAACAUUGGUGUUAUUAAGUGAUUUAAAUGUGUUUGUGAAUUAUUUUUGUUACAAUGGUAUGUAUCACCAACUGAUAUGUACAGGUAUACAAUGAACUUUUUUUUGUUGUAAUGUUAUUUAAAGAAUAAAAAAUGUUUUGUAAUAAA